CAUAAUUGAAAAAAGCACAAAGGAUAGAAGUAAAAGGAGGUGGAAUUUGAUGACUGAAACGUUUUCAAAGCUGGCAAGCAUUCUGGAGUAAUUUGUGAAUCACUUUGUGUCUUGAAACAAAAUUUACUGCCCAUUUAUCAUGGAGAUGAGAAGAGACAGUUCCUAUCAGAGGGAGUAUCUGGCUAUAAACUCGAUACUUCGUCUCCCUCCGUUUAACUUACUGUGAUACAAAACCACUGUUGGCGUGGGCUGGCAGCAGACUCAUCCGACAAUGUGUGCUGUGAGUAGCCCAGAGACUCCCUGGCAGCAGAGGCCGAAGUGCCCCAGCUGUGUAACGGAACAGGAGCAGCAGAAGCUGUGGCAGAGGUUCCCCUCAGCCCCAGCAAGGAGCAAUGCAGCGAACACUUUUGACUGCAGCAGAUUCUUUGGGAAGAAGAAUGCCACCAAAUAUUGGCUGACACAGAAGGGCUUACGUCACGUGAAGGCAGCCCCUGAUGAAAGUAGAGGCAUCAUCGCUUCUGCUCAAGCCAUCUUGGACAGAGAAAAUUAUUUUGUGAGGGAGGUGGACAGGUAUUUGAGGCACAAUGAUUUCUUAAAUCUGAGGAAGAAGGAGAUCCUCUACAAGAAAUGGCUUGAGGAUGUUUCAGAGCCGCUGCUGCAGAAAAUCGAGGACAAGAUGGGCAGCCAGUCGAGUGACGAAAUAGAGAAACGGAAGGAAGAACAGCUCGCCCUCUAUUUAAACUACUGCAAAAAGAAGGGCUAUGUGGCUUUGGAAACUUAUGACCCGGCGGAGUACGACCCGUUCCUCCUGCAGAGAAGCACAGAGUGCUGGAAGGUGCCGUGCUUGGUUUCAAUACCAGCCUUACAGGACCCUCUGUUAGAAGCCAUUCAGCGAAAGUUUGUUGAGACAGGCAUUGUCAAGCAGUGCGAGACAGGCAGGCUGUGCUCAGCCAGAGAGGUGAACGAGCUCAGUAAGGCAGAACCGCCGCUGCUUCCUCUGAGCCGGCAGCGCAUGGAUGCCGUGGCCUGGCUGAAGAUCCCUCCGCUCUACAUUGCAAGCGAGGCCCACCGGACCAGGAGGCUGCGAGUCGUGGAGCACCACACAGACAGCAAGAGCUGAUGGCACCGGUCCUCCAGCUGACUGCCGCGGCAAGCAGGGCCAUCAGAAGGUGCCAUGUGAAAAUGUGCAUUAUGUCUGCCAAAGCAAGUGGUAGCAGGCCAGGUCUCCCCAAAACCUGCAAUAAACUCAUUGUCUGAAA
Molecule: messenger RNA, 1259 nt
Organism: Anas platyrhynchos (mallard)
Lineage: Eukaryota; Metazoa; Chordata; Aves; Anseriformes; Anatidae
Source: RefSeq, a predicted model, not a curated record